AUGAUUUCUACCAUGGUUCGCCCGGAGGAUACUCUGAGAAUGCCUCACUCAUACCGAGAUCUCGAAGAGGAAGAUGCCAGUCGACAUAACCCGGAAUCAGCGGCGCCCUCAUCUUCAUCGUCAUCUAAUACUGAAGGGUCAACCAAGAGUGAGGAUGAAGCCACAUUGGUCAACGAGUCUAUCGGGGAUAGAAGCAACAAAUCUGCAAAGUCGCGUGAACCGCUUACCCCGGAGGAAACAAUCCAGCUUGCGCGCCGAGCGGUAGAGAAUGGGAUUCAAGAAACGAAACGCUCCUUGGCAGGAAGUGAGGCAGUUGGUGAUGUGGUCAAGCCGAAGUUGACCAUCGAUUUGGGUCACUCAAACAUUAGUCGCAUCCCGGAGCCCGUUGUGGAUGCUAUCAAGGAUGAAGUGGAACGACUCUCGUUAUCGAACAAUCAGCUGGUGCAUAUACCCUACCGGUUUGCAGAGUGCGCUCAUCUUCGUUAUCUUAAUGUCAGAGCCAACAACUUCCGUGAAUUUCCUAGAGGAGUGAUUAAACUGCCACUACUCGAGAUAUUGGAUUUGAGCCGCAACAAGAUAAGCCAACUUCCGGAAGAAAUUAAAAAGUUGACAUCUCUCCGAGUCCUGUCGGUGAUGCAGAACCGUCUUGACGACCUACCACUUGGUGUGUCAGAUAUGAACAAACUUCAGAUCCUCAAAGUAGCCGGAAAUCCUCUGCGACAUCCGCUCCGCAAAGCAAUAGAAACAUCUGAGCUUGAGAUUGCGUCUUCGACAAUGAGUGAUAACGAGAAGGAAGUUGCUUUAACAGCUGAAUUAAAAAGAUAUCUCAAGACGCGGCAGCCUGCUACCCCUAACGACUUUGAAAAAAGCAACGAAAGUGACGGAGUCUUGGACACUCCGAAGCCUGUCAAAAGGGGGGUGAGCAGUCGCUUCCCAGUUAUCCCGAGCACCGGCGACAGCACUGAUCCCAAGUCCCCGUCAUUAACCCGGCCGCCUCCCAUUCCCCUCAAGUCCCAUUACCGCAUUGCUUCUGGACAUGGCGGUGCCUUGCAUGGCCUCCAGCGACCCGGACCCAUCCCGGGGGCUAACGAGCGGAACCGAAGCAAUAGCGAGGGCAUUAUACAAGCCUCCUUUGCCACACGAUCUAAGCGCAUGGGAGUCGUCAGUCGGAAAAAUACCGACUUGGGCACGUUGGAUGAGAUGCGACCGUACCGAAAUAGCCAUCUCCGUGGACUCAGUUAUGGCUCUAUCCUUCGGACAAGGCCAUCCAUCAGCAAUUCAUCUAGUCCUAGCAGUCCAAGGGAGCGCAGGAGACCCAGAGAUGGAUUCGUGAAUCGGAUGUCGAGCCUGCCAGAGCACAAGGGCGAAUGGGAAACUGGUGACCCUAUUAUAAGAAGUGCUAAAGGAAUUCUCUUCGCCCUUUUCCAAGUCCAGUCUCAUGUCUAUGCGCUGAUCAAUGUCAUAAAACGGGAUGACCACCGUCGAAACAGCCUCGAAAUUGUCUUCUAUAAUGCUUCUACGCAUGUGGAUAGACUUAACGAAGCUCUUGAAAUUGCAGAAAAGUCACGGGCAGACGAUGCAGAGCCCAUGCGAGCCUCAUAUGAGGCGGUCAAAAGGGAAUGCGAGACGUGUAUCAUGGCGUAUUCUCAUGUUGGAACCCAGCUACGCAACAGUCUUGACAGAAUCGUUGCCAACGGCGACUCGCGCUAUAUUCGUUCGCUGAUGCUUAUGAUAUUCGGUAGCGUGGUUGAGCUUCGCAACGCUUGUGCUUGCUUGGAAGUGCCCGUUGGGUCUCGACCGAAGCCUACCGCAAGACCCCCAGUUCCUGAGAUCAGCAGAGAGUCCGCGGACUCUGACAGGUUCCAUGGUCCAACUGUUACCCCAACGCGUGGUAGAGAGCCGUCGUUCUCGACCCGUCGGCUCCGUAGCGAUACAACAAUUCUACAUCCACAAAUCGGCAUGAAUGGGCCAUUACCAGCCUCAGCGACAUUCCAGUCCGCCGUUAGCUCUCCGGGCUUUGCUUCGACUCCGUUUAGCUAUGGGGCGCGAAGCCGGUCAAGCAGUCGGUCAAAUCAUAUCAAUACCUCUAUACCUUCGUCUCUUGCUACCCCUCGGUCAGGCGAGUCGUUCCCCCCAAUGCCCACCUCGGUCGUACCUAGAAUCAACCCCUUGACGGGCUUAGACGAGAUAGAAGAGGAGCGAAUCUUCGAAAAGAUCUUCUAUCAGCUCACCGCUGCAUAUACAGCUGCUCUUCAAGCAUUACCUGUUGCCCGCCGCCACUUCACAAGAAACCUUGAGGUCGCGGAGCAGAAUCGAGAAUUUGAAGACAUUCAAAUGCUCUGGAACAAUCUCAUUCGCCGCUGCCGAGUAUGCUUGGAGGUAUCCGAAGCUCUCGGGCUUCGUCUGUCCAAUAUGAAAAUCAAGGAGCCAGGCGGCGGGAUGCGAAACCAGCGCGAGUUUUGGCAACUCUGCAAAGCCUUUAUGCAGUCUUUUGUCGAGUUAGUAACGGAUAUGCGCGAAGUGCGGAGCAUGCAUCUACUCCCAUCUGAAGUGAUCGUGAUCCUUCGACCGGUCCAAAAGUCUAGCAGAGAAGCAGGUCGCUUGAUUGAGGCUUCUCCAUGGUCAUAUCUUGCAGACAUGGCCCCCGGGAAUGCUCCUCCGGCCAUAUACGGGCCCCCUUUGCCGUCUCAAAGUUCACAUCAUCAGCAGCAGCAGCAUCAUCAUCAUCAUCACCAACAUCACCAUCAGCUCAACACAAGUCUUUCGCCUUCUAUUGCCCUUCCGGCAACGCCCCUUAGCGCUGCUCUUGGGCCAGCAGCACAGGCGACCGUACCUUCCACACCCGCAAGUGCAUACAGCGACAAGUUCUUCGAGGGUGACGUCUUCCAGCGAGCCGACUCCUUGCUGUCAAUGCCAAACCAGGCACCGUUCUUCUCACGACGAUGA
Molecule: messenger RNA, 2946 nt
Organism: Aspergillus mulundensis
Lineage: Eukaryota; Fungi; Ascomycota; Eurotiomycetes; Eurotiales; Aspergillaceae
Product: putative cell morphogenesis protein Sog2
Exons: 4
Coding region: 1-2946 (981 amino acids)
Molecular function (GO): protein binding
Source: RefSeq, a predicted model, not a curated record